This is a messenger RNA of Lecanosticta acicola, 1328 nucleotides long. Lineage: Eukaryota; Fungi; Ascomycota; Dothideomycetes; Mycosphaerellales; Mycosphaerellaceae. The record is from the annotation of a GenBank genome assembly.
AUGCAGCUCAGCCGUGAAACUCCCUCUGGACCGCGACUUGCAACAUCACCUUCUUACCCUCCACGGAGACCUGCGAAGACUCUCAGCUUCCCUCCAGCUGGCACUGUUCGGACAACGAGAAACUUCGUACUCAUGUUGGUAUUACUGGCUUUGCUCCUCAACACCCUGGCUACAGGACCGCAGCUCAGGGGCAUUACUUUUGUUUCGUUCUUCUCAUUUACCGGCCGGCAAGGGUCUGUGCCCACGAUACAGGAAGGGCCAGCCACCAUCGACACGAAUGGUGUCUACAUACGAGCAGCACGUUUGAACGAUGGCAGUCUCAUCGCAGGGUACACGCAAACAACCCCAACCCACAAAAUCCUCUUGACAUCUCGAUCCGUCGACAACGGCCAAACGUGGACUCCCCACGGCGAAGUCUUCAGAGCAGACAGGACGACACAUGACUGCGAUAAUGCUUUCCCCAUGCAACUUGCCAAUGGACGAAUACUCUUCGCUUGGCGCAACCACCAAAAGAACGAGAAUGGAAGGUAUACCUACUUCCGCAUCUCCGUCUGUUUUUCCGACGACAAUGGCGUGACCUUCAAGUAUCUCUCCGCCGUGGACGAGCGCCAUAUGCAGGGAAUCAAUGGUCUCUGGGAGCCCUACCUGCGCAUCGAUAGGAGCGGAAACGUGCAAUGCUACUACUCGGCGGAGAAUGGCCCUCCUGAUCAGGACGGUAUCAUGCGUAUCUCGCAGGAUGGCGGUCAAACUUGGGGUGAUCGCAUUCUGGUCUCUGGACAUGGCGUUGCUUCUCGAGACGGCAUGAUAGGCUGCGCACCCACCGAUGACGGGUCAAAUCUGAUGUGAGUGCUCAAGUCAUACACUCAUCAUGUUGCAGCGAGCAUCCCUGUCUAGCAUGCCGAGCUAAGAAUUUUCCUAGCUGCGUCUUCGAGAGCACGGAAGUGGGCCACUUCACCGUGUCAGCUGUCUUUUCUCACGAUGAUGGCCAAACCUGGGGCGAGCGUCGACAGAUAUACACGCCGCGGAAUGGUACUGGCUGCGACGGGAAGCCUAUCGUCGCUGGCGCUCCACAGAUAUCCAACAUGCAGGGCACACUUGUGCUGAGCUUUAUGACGAACGAAGAUCACGAUGACUGCCAUGGUUAUGACGGCGGAGAUAUGAAAGUCAUCACAUCGACAGACGGCGGGCAUACCUGGAGUAAGAGCUACAUUGUCGGGCCUGCGCCCGCUCAUUGGGGUGGGAUAUUCCGUCUGGACCGGAGACAUUUCUUGGCGUUAUACUCGCGAGAUGGGCACGGAGCUUUGGGUCAGAAAGUUUUGCUUUCAUGA